AUGCCGACAGAUGGUUUGUAUGAAGUGCAUCCCCGACAAGCUUCAGAUCUUGAUUGGUUUGAGUGCAACAUGGCUGAGCUGUUUGAUUUAGACCCCACCUAUGUGACACCAGUCAUACCUCCAGAGUUUGAAGUUUACGAGUCCCAUCGACGACCAUCUGUUCUCUUUUCCCCCGAGGCACCUAUCGACUUUGACAUUGAGUCUACUCCACUGCAAGACAAGAUCAUAGACUCUUCUCACAAGUCCUUAUACUCUGAACCCCGACACAGCUCGCGCCGCAAGACACGUUCUGAGGAUGGGAGAUGGAAUCCAAAGGACAAAACUGAACAACCAAGCCCGCCGCCACGUGACCCAAAUGCCUAUGAGUCGGUCCCUGUAGUGGAACCUGUCUACAAGAACCCGAGCUCAGCAGUAAAAUUGCGUGAACGUGACUGGGAACGCCUUCGCAAGCACUUUGCUUGGCUACCCAAGCUGGUUAUUCAGAAAACAUUUGACUCCCUCAAUGUCAACCGCGGUAGUGAAGGAGUUGCUACAGAUACUGUCUAUGCAGACACACCCAACAUUGAACAUGAUCAUGUAGCUGCACAAUUCUAUGUGGGGAUCUCCUCUCUUGUCAGUGACGUAUAUGGUGUCAAUACUGAUGCACAAUUCCUUCAGACACUCCAAGAUAAUGUACAAAAACGAGGAGCACCCAACAAACUUGUGAGCAAUCGUGCGCAGGCUGAGGUUUCCAAGGCAGUGAAGGACUACCUCCAAUGGCUCUGCAUUGAUGAUUGGCAGAGUGAACCACAUCGUCAGAACCAGAACCCGGCUGAACGAAGGUACCAAGACAUCAAGCGACUGGCCAACAGGAUUCUAGAUCGAACUGGAGCACCUCCAAGCCUUUGGCUUUUGGCACUUUGUUACGCUUCUUUUGUCUACAACCACACUGCUGUGCAGAGCUUAGGAUGGCUGACUCCCAUCCAAGUGCUCACUGGCAUUACUCCAGACAUAAGUGUUCUUCUCCGCUUUGCAUUUUACGAGAAGGUAUACUAUAAAACGGAGGAACCCAGCUUCCCUUCUGAUUUGCCUGAAUCCAUUGGUUAUAUGGUAGGCAUCGCCGAGCAUGUUGGUCAUGCAAUGACAUACAAGAUCCUCAACCCGGAGACAAACAAAAUCCUGUUUCGGUCUGAGAUCCGCUCUGCAGCCUCACCCAAUGACCCCAACAAACGUCUUGAUCCAUCUGAUGGGGAGGAGUUGACAUCCCCUACAGUAAUCAAAUCCAAAUCAGACAAUGUCAAAUCUGUUGUUUACUCUAGUGAUGAUGAGUCAGAUAAAAAGGACGUUGUUGUCAAGAACAAAGAUCUCAUUGGUCGUACCUUUCUCAUGCAACCCAACGAAGAAGGACAUGUACAUCGUGCCAAGAUCGUGGAACUCAUCGAUAAGCACGAUGACAAGACAACCAACAACCCAGCACAUCUCAAAUUCCGUGUCAGCAUCAACAAUGACCAGUAUGAAGAUGUGAUGGCCUACAAUGAGAUUUUGGAGAGACUGGAAGCUGAUGAAGAUAAUCCAAUUGUUUGGAAGUUCAAGCGAAUUGUGUCACAUCAAGGACCACUUCGACCUGAUCAUCCAUCAUAUAUGGGUUCCACUUACAAUGUAACAAUGGAAUGGGAGAAUGGGGAGAUAACCCCAGAACCACUGAGUAUCAUUGGAGCCGAUGACCCAGUGGCUUGUGCAAUCUACGCAAGGGAUAACAACCUACUCGAUACCCCUGGUUGGAAGCGUUUUAAAAAUAGAAAAAGAAAACACGAAAAACGAAAAGCACCGAACCGAUCGGAACUUGCAAACGGUCUUCGUAGUCUAAGUACCAGAGUCUACGUAGAACUUGCUGAAGUUUUUAUCAAUUCAACGGCAUUUCACUGUUUUACAAUGGGGAAGUCUACAUCACUGAAGGUUGUCUCAACGACUGCCAACAAGGCGGGCGGGUCCACACCCAAAUCGGUUUCUGUCGCCAAAAAGAGCGGAAAGAAAAGAUUGGAAAAUGCAUCUGCAGUUGAUUUACGUCAACCUAAGGACAGGGAUCCUACUGUCAACAAUGAUUCGGAGAUUCGAGAGCUGAUCGCAUCUCUCCCACCACUGAUCGACUUUGGGUUAUCUACUCACGAAUUGAUUGCUAUCGGGUACGACUAUAAUUCAACUAAGAUUUCGUUUGGUAACUCCAUUUACAAUCAAUGGAUGAUCGGUGGACCCAAGCGCUCCCAAGGUUUGACAGCCCGUUCAAGGACCUCUACGCUAAUUAUUCAGUUGAAGUAA
This is a messenger RNA of Cylindrotheca closterium, 2295 nucleotides long. The record is from the annotation of a GenBank genome assembly. NCBI's taxonomy places the organism in Eukaryota, Bacillariophyta, Bacillariophyceae, Bacillariales, Bacillariaceae.